UUUUUUCUGCUUGUCGGUAACUUGACUCCACAUUGCUUCAACCAAAGACAUCCGCAGGAGGGGAAGGUUGAUAAAAUCAUUUUCUUGUGUCUGUCAGUGUUAAUGUGUUUUAGAUCUAAACAUUCAGCGUGUGGUUAGUUCCAAAGUCGACAGCAGCAUCAUGGCGUCUGGAGGUCCUGUGAUGAAUGGCGACAUAUCUCGCUCUCCCAGUCAGUCCGGUACACUGGAGGAAACCUUGCAACAGAUGAACAUGCUCAUCCAGGAGAACCGAGACCUUAAAGAGGCCCUACGUCAGACCAACCUAAGCAUGAAGGAGCGUUUUGAGGAUCUGUCUGUGUGGCGCCAGAAGCAGAAAGAAGAACGGGACUUCCUGGAGGGCAAGUUGAAGUAUGCGCAGAGCCACAUGGAGGUGCUACACCUUCAAAACCAGGAGCUGAGCCAGAGGCUGGAGGAGGCGGGGAAGGCAAGAGGCUUGCAGGUGUUGUCAGCCAAUUGCAGCACAGAGUUGGAUGCCCUACGUGCACAGGUGGCUCGCCUGCAGGCGGAGAAGAACGACCUGGUAGCCAUGAACUCUGAGCUACAGCUGAAGGCGGGUCAGGACUCACAGGACGACUCCUUCAUCGAGGUGAUCAGAGUGUCGGAUGACAGCAUGAAGGACGUGUGCGAUGGUAAUAGAGGCGGACAUCCAGAUUUGAGCAUGACUUCAUCCCGACUAGACAGCAAGGAGGUGACUGUCAGCCAGCUGCUUCAGUCGCUGAGGAAUGAGACCCAGAAGGCUGAGCAGCUGCAGGCGGACCUGCAGGAGUCCUCUGCCAGGAUUCGUGAGCUGGAGGAGAGGAAACCCAGCGUAGUGAAAUCAACACAGACCGUCCAACCAGAAACAACAGAGACCAAGGAGGAUUCUGGGAAGGAAGAUAAGGCAGCAUCUGAGGUGGAAACUUUGAAGUCACAAAUGAUGACGCUGUUUAAAGAUCUUCAGCAGGCACAGAGCAAGCUGGAUGAAGCAGAAGGCAUGAAGAAGAACCUGCAGGACAGGUGUCGGGAGGUGGAGCAGGAUGUAGUGACUCUGCGGGCUCAGCUGGUAGAUAAACAGGCCGUUCAGUCGGAAAACGACCGGCUGAAGCUGCAGCUGGACAGCAUGCAGGCGCAGAGCCUGAUGGAGCAGAAGAAGGUGGGGAGGAGCAGGAACAAUCUGGCCCAACUGAAGGAUGCCUACACUAAGCUGUUCGAAGACUACAAUGAGCUCAAAGAGGAGAAGAAGAAGAGAGAGUCACAGCUGGUGCAGAGGGAGAUGUUGGAGGAGCUGCAGGGUCGGCUGACUGCUGCUGAACAAGCCCUGGUAACCAAACAGGAUCAGAUUGACGCUAUGAAGCAGGAGAUCUACGAGAAGGAGAAGGAGCUGGAGACCAUCUCUGUCUUCCAGGCUCAGGCAGAGGUCUACUCUUCAGACUUCUACGCUGAGCGAGCAGCGAGGGAGAAGAUCCAUGAAGAGAAGGAGCGCCUGGCUACUCAGUUGGAGUUUGUGAAGAAGCAGAACACCCAGCUGCAGGAGGAGAUGGAGUCGUUGGGACGACAAUCACUGAAUGAGAUGCAGAGGAGGCACGGCUCACUGGUAGGAAAUCCACACGGCGGUGCAGCAAAUCUAGUUGGAAGAGGUGUCGAUUGGCAGCAGCAGGAUAAUAUUCCCGAACAUGCCUGCCCAAAGUGCAGUGAGAUCCUCCCAGACUUGGACUCCCUUCAGAUCCACAUCAUGGACUGCAUCAUCUAGACCACCAUCUUUAUACGCAUCCUUAAUAUCAACGGGUACAGCAGCACCUUAAUCCAAGUCUUCCCCCACCUCCUUAUUUCCCCCCUUUUCUUCUUUUUUUGAUGUUCCUCUUCUCUGGUCUUUGUAACACCCCCUGCAAACUCAGAAACAGUCGCUGAUGGACGGGACCGCUCCGGUUUUAGCAUGACGAUGAAGGAUAUCAAAGAUGGACAGAAGAUUUUUACAUGAAACAGAAAUAUGACGACAGAAAAAGAACAAACAUUUGAUGUAAACACGAUAAUUGCUUAGAAUAAUUAUGGAAUUUCUACUGUGCAUGACUUUUCAUACAACUUGAGUUUACUGUACUUUGUUCCAUUUUAAGGAAUUGCAUUUUUCAUGGUAACUACAUACAAAAAAAUUCUCACUUGAAAUCAAUAUAUCUGGUAAUUUGUAUUGGGAGAUUAAGGUGCUUCCUCGAUUUCAGCACUUUUAAUAUUUUCUUUCCGUAAGUGGGAUAUUUCCAAAACAAAUCAGCAGAUUUGAUUGAAAUCUGGCAGAGUUACAGUCCCCGAAUUGAUUAGAUUUUUGAAACAGAUGUAAAUCCAGGAUGAAUUCAUUUUUUCAGAACACCACCCUUUGAUUUAUAUGUUUGGUGAAAUGAUACCACCAGCUCUGUUCAAAGAGCAAUAAACAGGAGACAGUUGGGCACUAGUGGAAGUAUGCACUCGCUGAGUGCUUUCGAGGUUUUUUUUCUUCUUCUUCUUUGACUGUGAGGAUGUGACCUGCUAAAAAGAACAUUAUAAAUAUAAUAUAUUUAACUCGUAAUUAAUCUAUCACUGCACACAGAAGACCUGUUAUAUAUGUACUUGCAGGAAUAAUGAAAAUAAAAUUUGCCAAUUUCUAUCUGAUUUU
Messenger RNA from Thalassophryne amazonica, 2659 nucleotides. It is a transcript of the gene optn, whose product is annotated as optineurin. The record is from RefSeq and is a predicted model, not a curated record. Lineage: Eukaryota; Metazoa; Chordata; Actinopteri; Batrachoidiformes; Batrachoididae. Gene Ontology annotation, molecular function: K63-linked polyubiquitin modification-dependent protein binding. Bases 161 to 1768 code for a protein of 535 amino acids. Gene Ontology annotation, biological process: protein localization to Golgi apparatus; regulation of canonical NF-kappaB signal transduction; Golgi ribbon formation. Gene Ontology annotation, cellular component: cytoplasm; Golgi apparatus; nucleus. The transcript is spliced from 13 exons.